UAGCACCAAUUGGGAGGGGUGGGAGGAUUGGGAGGGAAUUUGUACAAAUAUUGUCGCGUGUUUUAACUUGCACGAUCUUGGAUAUAGGGACGUCGAGAGGUUUCGAGGUCCAUUUAUGGGAAUUUAGGGGGCUGCUAGAACUCGGCAAGAAAACACACCUGAAGCAACGUAUCUUUAUUCAUACUACUUCGUAUGUUUUAGGCUUAAGUAUAUAAGCCUUUUUCCCAUACAAAUCCUUAUAUUUCCACUGUUGCUAACCUUAGUAUGUUAUUACAUGUACGUACAGGGACGCUCAUCACCUGUGGGAUAAGUGUAUUUUUAUCGUGUGACCCAGAGAAGUCAUCAGAUGAAUAAAUAUAUAGUCAAAUGUUUUUGACGGUUUUGAGCAAGGCAUGAAUCAACAUUGUAUUUCAAGCCGUGUUUGCUUUCUUGGCAGCAAUUCCCUGUAUUAUGGCGAGCUAUGGCGGAAAAGAUGUAUCACUCAGAAUUGUGCGACACUUCCUGUAGCAAACAUGACACCAAUAACGGGUGCAAAUUGUCGUGACGACGUGACAGGAACAUUUUGCGUGAUUUGUGUGUACAAUAUCCCGUGAUACCGUCUCGCUUUAAAGACGCGUUCGUUUGCUUUGCCUAGAUGCCCCUACGAUCUUAGCAAUAAGUUAUGGAAGGUCCCAAAGAUAACACGAUUAAAGGCGUCGAAACAGUCAUGAAUACUUCAGAUAGAACCAAGCUUCUGAUCUGCGGCAGUGGCAAUGGAGCACACGCCUUUGCUGGCAUCGCCUCGUCGCAUCCGGGAACUGAAGUCAGAGUACUCAGUUUGUAUCAAGACGAGGCUGAACGCUGGAGUAAAGCUUUAGAAACCACUGACUUAGAAAUCACCUGCCACCGUCGUGAUCAAGAGCCAAGCGUGAUCAGAUCCAAGCCAGCUCUGAUAACUAAGAACGCAGAAGAAGCUGUGCGUGGUGUUGACGUCAUAGCGUUCGUGUUACCGGCGUUUGCUCAUCAGGUGUUCCUGGAGGCCCUCCAGCCUUACAUCGAGUCAGGCGUGAUUAUUGUUGGUCUGCCUGGGGCCUCGGGGCUGGAGUUCCAGGUGCGAGGAAUCCUGGGAGAUAAGGCGAACAUGUGCACGGUAAUGAACUUUGAGUCGCUGCCUUGGGCUUGUCGCCUGGGAGAGUUUGGUAGGAAGUGUGAUGUUCUUGGUACCAAGGAGUCAAUGGUUGGCGCAAUGCAGAUUGGAAGAGAUGCAGCGCCAAAGAAAGACCCCGUCACUACCCUGCAGAGUCUAAUCGGGGACCACCCUCGGUUGAAAGUGUCCGGGCACCUAAUUGGCAUGACACUCAUGAACCCCAACGCGUAUGCACAUCCGUCAAUCAUGUGUGCGCAGUGGGAGGGGUGGGACGGUACACCUGUGCGUGAGCCGCCUCUGUUUUAUACCGGACUAAGCGAGUUGGCAGCGGACAUCCUCUCUACUGCUUCAGAUGAGGUGUUGCAAUUAAGCAAAGUUGUCAACGAAAAGUCUGGAGUCGACACGUCACAGGUAUCGCACAUCUAUGAUCUCCUUGUCAAGUUCUAUUCUCAUGAAAUCUCCGACACCACGAAUUUGCGAUCCUGUUUUCGUACAAACGCCGCCUAUCAAGGGCUCAAACACCCCAUGAAAGAAACCGAUGACCACUCUUUCGUUCCAGAUUUCGCUCAUCGUUAUUUGACCGAGGAUGUUCCUUAUGGACUGGUAGUGAUCCGGGGUAUAGCAGAAAUCGUGCAAGUGGACACGCCAACUAUUGACAAAGUUCUGUUGUGGGCCCAGGAGAAAAUAGGAAAAGAGUAUCUUGUGGGGUCCAAGCUAGAGGGAAAAGAUGUAACAUCUACGCGAGCACCUCAGAGAUAUGGACUUACUACAUUAGAUGCCAUACUGGGACGAGUUUAGUUUAUUACGUUGGUAUAGGACCACGUUCCGUGUUCAAAACACCGGGUUAAGCUAAGGCAUUUAGGGGUUGACCUUUUGACAUUAGAGGGGACACGUGAUUUGGUCCAUGCACGAACUUUUUACCCCUUUCAUGCACUAGGAGUUUUUUUGGGGGGAAGUUUUUCCGGAACACUGAGCGAGCGUGAAUUUUUUUUCGGCAGUGGCCGUGUGCAUGAAUUCUUUUGGUACAAGUAUUUUUGCGCGACAUUUUUUCACAAAAUAUCUCACCGCCCCCUUCACUGAAAAGUCAGCUGGUCCAUCCCUUAAGCCAUGUGAUGUGAACUUUAUUGUUUAGCUGGAAUACACAUUUUCUGCACUAGAACUAACAAAAAACCUGUCUGAUCUGACAGUUUUCGCUUCAGCGUGAAAUAAAAGAUAAGGAAAAAAAUCCUGUUCUCCGACAGACCUUUUACAUUUACUAAUAUUGCAGGGGCGGCUUUAGGGGGGACCCCCGGGGCGGGGUCACCCCGUUUUGGAGAAGCAAGACAUAAAAAAAAUUGAACUGAAAUAGGUUGUGAAUGUUAUGGCAGAAA
This is a messenger RNA of Orbicella faveolata, 2496 nucleotides long. Its product is annotated as tauropine dehydrogenase-like. NCBI's taxonomy places the organism in Eukaryota, Metazoa, Cnidaria, Anthozoa, Scleractinia, Merulinidae. Gene Ontology annotation, molecular function: oxidoreductase activity. The record is from RefSeq and is a predicted model, not a curated record.